Cetraspora pellucida is the source of this 504-nucleotide messenger RNA. Lineage: Eukaryota; Fungi; Glomeromycota; Glomeromycetes; Diversisporales; Gigasporaceae. The record is from the annotation of a GenBank genome assembly.
UGGUACUGGCUGAUAGAGCAAUAUGUCCACACAAAUAUGAUGUUUAUAACCUUUAUAAAAAAUACCUUAAUAAAUCAGUUGGUGCACAAAAUAGAAAAGAAAUGUUUUUGUGUUUAGCUGAGGAGGUUGAAGAGUUUAAUACCAGUAAUAGAGGAAAUGCUUGGAUGCAACCGUAUAUUGCACCAACAAACAAUAAACCUAACCAACCUUUUAUAUUAGUUAUUGUUACUAACCUUAUGAGAUGCUGUCAUUCAUUGCAACAAGCUAGUGAAUUAGUAUAUAUAGAUGCUACUGUGGGUCUUGAUAAUCUUAAUACUCCCUUAACUGUUAUUUCAACAAGCACACCUAUUGGCAGCUUACCUCUUGCUGCAAUAUUAACAUCAGAUGAAACUGCAUCUACUUUAACAAGUGCCUUGGAAGCGUUAAAACGUAUAAUGCCAUCUACUGCAUUUAGUGGACGUGGAUCUAUUACUGGACCACAAGUAAUUAUAACUGAUGAUUCUA